Cuscuta epithymum is the source of this 1157-nucleotide messenger RNA. The record is from the annotation of a GenBank genome assembly. NCBI's taxonomy places the organism in Eukaryota, Viridiplantae, Streptophyta, Magnoliopsida, Solanales, Convolvulaceae.
CUUUUCUCUUUUCGAUUAUGUUUUUCUAUUUCACUUUUAGACAAAAAUUCUGCCCACCUCCUCCAUAUAUCCCGAGAGACGCUCAGAGCAAAAUCCCGAUUACGGUUUCUCUUCACUCCAUCGGUGAAGGAGAGCCGCUGGGAAGCUUGGAGAGAGGCGACGAAAUCCAACUCUCUUCUCAAUACAUGGGAUUCCAUGGCUAGGAUUGGGUGUCCAUGGACCUGUUUUAGUCUGAAGAUGGAGGAUUAUCGAUCCCCAGCAAGUAGCAACUCGUCUCCCAUAUCAUCUUCUCAAACUGAUAGCAGAGCAUCUCCCCGGCAAAAUCUCGACCACAAAGAUAUUCUUCUUCUUCUAAAAAAUAAUUAGGGGAUGAAUGUGUUUAUAUGUUUAUUCUGAAGUAUGAUGCCGAGAAAUCAGAAGUAAAGCCAAAUCAUGUAAUACGUAGUACAUAAAUGCAAGAAACUAUAAAUAACCUUCAUAGGUUUUGAUGGGGAGAACGACCUUGGCCUUCACUGUGUGUUAUCCGGGUGUGACAGUCUUCGGAAGCUUGAGAUUAGAGUCUGUCCCUUUUAGGGUAAGGCACUUCCGGCUAAUGUUGCAAAGCUGGAGACAAUGUGAUCACUUUGGAUGUCAUCUUGCCCUCUCACCUUCAGAGCUUGCAAGCUGUUAGCACAAUAGAUGAAUAGACUGAAUAUUGAGGUUAUAGAGUAUAGACAAGAGGGGUCUGCCGGAGUCAUGGUAUGAAUAUGAGUGUGUUCAGAAACUAUAUGUAUGUCGUUCUAUUGCUGUCCCGAGGUUUGAUAUGCCCUUAUUUGUUUGGGUGAUGGAUGAAGAAGCAUCUUUGAGGUGCUCUUAUUGUCCUCUGGAUAUUAUUUGUGGUUGAAGAUCAUGAGAGGAGGUCAAGGCAGGCAUUUUGGAGUGGCAAGAGGGGAGCCUGAUGUUCCUGGAUGUGAAUUGGAGGAGGGGGUGGUGUUCUCAUGCCUAUUUCGUUCUGUAGAGCAUUUUUAGUAGCUAUUCAGAGUAAUAAAUAUUUAGGACAACACUUUCUUCUGUUGUAUUAUUAUUUAGACUUGCCAUGUUUGUUCAAUAGUAAAAAAAUAUAAUACUAGUACAUAAAUGCAAUAAUAAUUGUAUAAUUUAUAAAUAUUUGUUGCAAU